AUGUUUUACAUCAACUGUCAAUAUUUCAUCUCGGUCUCCUUUGUCGCAGUGCAGAAAGUUAUUAUUACGGAGUAUUUUUUAUCAUUGCUUAGAAAAAUAAUUUCCCUCACCAGGAUUGACAGUUUUUUACUUGUCGACAGGAUGUCUCAUAAUAUUGUUGUUGAUCCUUUUAGUGAAACUCCAUUGGAUUUGGAUGACAUUCAAGAUGAUCAGAAAGAGAAUGGGAUGGACAUUGCGGAAGAAAUAACUGAUGAACUGCCGUAUGCAGUGCCAUUGACACCUGAAGAAGUCAGAUGGUUUUACAAGGACGGCGUUGACAAAAGAUGGGUAGAAUUUUGCGGGUAUGAUAGCCUGAGAAUUGAAAAUGCUUGGAGACUAUGCCAGGAUCAGGAUGCCAAUCAGACAAAUGAAAAUUCAAUAAGUUAUGAAAGAGUUGUUGUCAAAGGUGGAAUGUAUGACGUUGAAUUAGACAAUAUGAGAUGUGUCUCUAUUUAUUGGCCAGGUGAAGAAUGGGAAAUACUAAGAGCAACGUGGUUUUACGAUGCCAGUUGGAUUCCAUUGGAGAUAGAACACUCGAAAGUUAUAGAGGAGAAUCAUUUAAGACUUUUUGAAAAAAAACAAUCGUCAGGGUCAACACCUGAGGAAAUAGUUCCCUCGCAUUCUUACAAAGUUCUCCACACAGUACAUUUCCCAGAAUUUCAUGUUGAUUGGCAUGCCAUUAAUGAUGUCGCGCUUUAUAGUGAAUACACACCGAGCAAAUUAAUGCGUAGCGUUACCUCUAAACUAGGAUUUACUAAAACAAGUGGAUAUCGCCUGAAGCGCGGUUACAAGGUCUCCUCGACAAUGGAUGAUAAGCCACAUGAUAUUGAUCAUUUGGUAUUCGUUGUCCAUGGCAUUGGUCAGAAACGUGAUACCGGUAAAAUCAUACGAAACACUGCCUCGUUUCGUGAUUGUGUUGACUGGUGCAAGCAGAAAUAUUUUCCUAGCUCAUCACAUCGCGUCGAAUUCUUUCCAGUCGAAUGGCGAUCUUCUUUAAAACUUGACGGUGACAUAGUAGACGCAAUAACUCCGUACAGUGUAAUGAGCAUAAGACAUCUGUUAAACACAUCUGCAAUGGAUAUUCUUUAUUACACAAGCCCAUUGUACGGGGGAGAAGUACGCGCUGGUCUGCAACGUGAGCUGAAUCGUUUGUAUUUCAUGUUUAUAAGCCGGCAUCCCGGAUGGAAUGGAAAGGUAUCAGUGCUGGCUCACUCACUCGGCUGUGUUAUUGUUUAUGACAUCGUUACUGGUUGGAUGGGGCCGGAUACUAGACCACCAUCCCCAGCAGCGCCUGACGUCCUUCUCGUUACAGACGGACUAAAAUUCACAAUAGAAAAUUUAUUUUGCCUCGGCUCACCUUUAUCAGUAUUUUUAGCGUUACGAACAAGAACGCCGGCAAACCCAGGAGACAUAAUGCCCCCGGGAUUGUGUAAAAAUUUUUUCAAUAUUUUUCAUUGGUCUGAUCCAGUUGCUUAUCGAAUGGAGCCACUACUUGUUAGGAAUUAUAGCAAAGUUGAGCCGGUACUUAUUUUGCCUUAUGGUGGUGUCGAUAAUCCAGAUCAACCAUUGUCAUUAGGAAAUGUUGAAUCAAUACCUACGUCAGAUAACGAAGAAAAAGAUGAUAAAGAAGCUGAUAGUCCUACCGAUACCCCUAAUAGAACGGUUGAAAAAGGCUCAUGGAGCUUAUGGGGUCUUGUAAGAGCUGGAUGGAAUGCCAAAGAAGGCGCCUCACCUACUCCUGAUGCUAAUAUCAUUAGACCUGAUGAAGAACUAGAACAACGACUUGACUAUGUUUUACGAGCGGGUGGAUUAGGCCGUAAUUAUUUGUAUACUGUAACAGCUCAUACCGCGUAUUGGAGUAAUUAUGACGUUGCCUAUUUUGUAUUAACUAGAUUAUUCCCAAACUUAGAAACUUGA
Messenger RNA from Cotesia congregata, 1956 nucleotides. NCBI's taxonomy places the organism in Eukaryota, Metazoa, Arthropoda, Insecta, Hymenoptera, Braconidae. The record is from the annotation of a GenBank genome assembly.